Molecule: messenger RNA, 2003 nt
Organism: Drosophila gunungcola (fruit fly)
Lineage: Eukaryota; Metazoa; Arthropoda; Insecta; Diptera; Drosophilidae
Gene: Hsp67Ba
Product: heat shock protein 67B1
Exons: 1
Coding region: 404-1735 (443 amino acids)
Biological process (GO): protein refolding; response to heat
Molecular function (GO): protein folding chaperone
Source: RefSeq, a predicted model, not a curated record
GGUUUCGCCCUGGAAUACGAGUACUUUCUUUGUUCUCUGGCUAUCUGUGAUAUAGUAAAAGUAUCUCUUAUUUCGGUUUAUAUACCAGAAAAUGGAAUAGUACAUGGUUUGCCUGACUGUUUUUAUGGGUAUCCCUCCCCCUUCUCGAGUUCUCUGGAGAAGUUUUAUAGUUUUUCGCCUGGGAGCUGGGUUGGAAGGCUGGACUGACUGGAAGCGGCGACCAGGUUUUCCAUUCAGCGCUGCACGGCCGCUUAAAAGCGCCGGCAUUCAGCCAUAAGGGCUCAAACGCAGUCCAGUUGGAGGCCAGAACGGAUCGCCGCCGGUUCCCAGAAGAAACUAAUCCCCUAAAAAACAUAAAAAAUUGUAUUUAAACCUCUGAAAGACAGUGAAGAUAAAAGUGAGAAUGUCGCUGAUACCGUUCAUACUCGAUUUGGCCGAGGAGCUGCAUGACUUUAAUCGCAGUCUGGCCAUGGAUAUAGACGACUCGGCAGGAUUUGGGCUGUAUCCUCUGGAUGCCACUACACAUACGCCACAGAUAAGUCGUGGCCUGGGGCGUGGAAAUGCCAUGAUGUGGGUGCCCAUUAAGGGUCAGUCCCCGGUGCAGCAGCAGCAGCAUCGUCAUCAUCCGUACAAUCGUGUGGCUGGAGCCAAAACCAUGUGCUGCAAUAAGUCGCUGCUGGAACUGGAAAAGGAGCUGGGCGAUAAGGGCACUUCCGGCGGAAGUUCCGGCAGUGGCAGCCAGCCGACGGCCAGCAAAUCGGCCUACUCCGUGGUCAACAGGAAUGGCUUCCAGGUGAGCAUGAAUGUGAAGCAAUUCGCGGCCAGAGAGCUGACCGUCAAGACCAUCGACAACUGCAUCGUGGUCGAGGGACAGCACGACGAGAAGGAGGAUGGCCACGGGGUGAUCUCGCGCCACUUCAUCCGCAAGUACAUCCUGCCCAAGGGCUAUGAUCCCAACGAGGUGCACUCCACUCUUUCCUCGGACGGGAUUCUAACGGUCAAGGCGCCGCCUCCGCUUCCCGUUUCCAAAGGCGGCCUGGAACGACAGGAGCGCAUCGUGGACAUCCAGCAGAUAUCGUCGCAGCAGCAAAAGGAUGCGCAGCCGCCGAAACCAGCAGAGGCAGAGCAGCAGACGGCAGCUAGUGCUCCCACUCCCAAUGCUGCUGCACCCACUCCCACUCUCACUCCCACUGCCACGCUCUCGCUCACUCUCGUCGAGAGCAACGGUAAUGGUCAGGAGGAGAUAGAAACAACUGCUCUCUCUCCCUCUAUUUCCAACGAGGCUGCUGCCACUGCCGCUGUUGCAGUGGAAACCCCUUCCACUGCAGUAAACACUUCCAGCGCCAACAAUGGCGUUCCAGAGCCGGAGUCCAUGGAAGUGGUUGCCAAAAACGAAGAGCCUGCCAAGGAGGAGGACCCCACACCCGAUCCCGUAGAGAGCAACGAAGGCGAGCAGAAAACAGAGGAUGCCAAUGCCAACGAAGUGGCCAUAGCCUCCAAUAACGGUAAUGGAGCUGUCAUAGCCCCCGAGGAUGUGGAAAUGCCGCUGGUCAAAAAACCCGAAGCUCCCACAGAAGACAGCAAAGUGGAGAAGGCGGAGAAGGUGGAAAAAGUAGAGAAGGUUGAGGAGAAAGGCGGCGAGGAGCUGGCCGCCGUGGAUGCCGCCAUACUCAUGGCCAAAAACCAGGGCGAAAACGGUGCCACUGCUGCCAAAACCGAGGAACUGGCCAAGUGAAGACUGAAUAAAAAAAAUAUAAUAACUAAGAACAAAUAAUAACCUGCACGAGUACGCGUGCGUUUUAUUCCAUAAAUGUUUCUUGUUUUUUUGAGCUAGAGAAAAGCUGAUGGGAAAGCACUCAAUUACUAUGCGUGGAAGAUAGCGAACGAUAUAUGAUUUCCUAAAAACAUAUGUGACAACAACUACAAGUAUUCCAGUAAAACUUAAAGACAGAAACACAAAAUAAUGUACUUAACAAUAAAGAGGAAAAACAAAAUAAAAGAAA